Molecule: messenger RNA, 11046 nt
Organism: Nerophis ophidion (straightnose pipefish)
Lineage: Eukaryota; Metazoa; Chordata; Actinopteri; Syngnathiformes; Syngnathidae
Gene: scai
Product: suppressor of cancer cell invasion
Exons: 17
Coding region: 277-1977 (566 amino acids)
Biological process (GO): DNA-templated transcription
Cellular component (GO): nucleus
Molecular function (GO): transcription corepressor activity
Source: RefSeq, a predicted model, not a curated record
CGGAUUCUCAUGAAUCGAUGCUUUUACUCUGAAAAGGUUCACCCGGAUAUAGCUAGCUGCCCAACCGCUUUGUAGACAGUAAAGUCGAUUUAGCUUGUUUGAUGUCGAAAAUGAGCUCGUCUCGUUCUGCUCUGUCGGUUCUAAGUCGCUGUCAUGAAUAAGCAUCACGAUGCAGCGAUACAAUAAUCAUAUUUCUCCUUUGUGCUGAAUCCAGACCAACAGCGAGCAUAUUGUCCAUCUUUGAAACGGGCCGACAAGGUGUGAAGGAUUGCUGUCAUGACUGGAGCUGAGGCUGAGGACGAUAUUCCUUUAGGCGAAAGGAAGACUGUCACAGACUUUUGCUAUCUCCUGGACAAAUCAAAACAACUUUUUAAUGGACUAAGAGACCUUCCCCAAUAUGGACACAAGCAGUGGCAGUCCUACUUUGGGCGGACAUUUGAUGUUUACACCAAGCUGUGGAAAUUUCAGCAACAGCACAGGCAGAUUCUGGACAACCGCUAUGGCUUGAAGAGAUGGCAGAUUGGGGAAGUUGCAUCCAAAAUUGGGCAGCUAUACUACCACUACUACCUACGUACAUCCGAAACAAGUUACCUGAAUGAGGCAUUUUCUUUCUACUCGGCCAUCCGCCAGCGGUCCUACUACUAUCAGGUCAACAAAGAGGACAGGCCAGAAUUGGUUGUGAAGAAACUUCGAUAUUACGCCCGAUAUAUAGUUGUCUGUUUGCUGCUCAACAAGAUGGACCUAGUCAAAGUUUUGGUCAAGGAGUUAUCGGAAGAAAUCGAAGAUUACACGCAACGAUUCAACACUGAGGAUCAGUUGGAAUGGAACUUGGUUUUACAAGAGGUGGCAUCAUUUGUAGAGGCAGACCCUGUGGUACUACUGAACGACAACAAUUGUGUCACGGUCAUCAGCUAUCGCCUACAGGAGGGAAGUGUGCCUCCCUUGGAACAAGGCAUGGUGGUUGGGCAGCUUGUCCUUGCAGAUGCACUAAUCAUUGGCAACUCUAACAGCCAGGUUAAGUUUAGUGAACUGACUAUUGACAUGUUCCGUAUGCUUCAAGCUUUGGAGAGAGAACCAGGGAACCUUGCUGUCCAGACAUGUAAACAAGGAAUUUUGGAACCCAAUGAGAAGCCUGCAAAAAGGGAAAACCCUCACAAGUAUCUUCUAUACAAGCCAACAUUCAGCCAGCUCUUUACUUUCUUGUCAGCCUCCUUUAAAGAGUUGCCUGCAAGCAGUGUUCUUCUUGUCUACCUAUCGGCAACUGGAGUCUUCCCAGCUUUAAAUUCAGAAUAUGAAGUCGGACCGUAUGAUUUUGGAGGCGUUCUCACAAAUUCAAAUCGAGAUAUUGUGAAUGGAGAGGUGAUUCAGAAGAGAAACCAGUCUCAGAAAGACAUGCACUGCCUCCAUCCUGGUGAUUUGCUCCCCUUUACUCGAAAGCCACUAUUUAUUAUAGUGGAUUCUACAAACAGCAUAGCCUAUAAGAAUUUCACAAAUAUGUUUGGUCAGCCUUUAGUGUGCCUACUAUCUCCUAAAGUAUAUCCCAAGAGUAUACAAGAUCAAUCCCAGCGUGGGAGCCUCUUCACCCUUUUCCUCUACAGCCCACUCUUGGCAUUCUUCUCUGUGUGCGGCUUAAACAGCGUGAGACGAGGACUUUGGGAGAGCGCGCAAGAAUUCCUUCACAAAGUCGACCAUGACAUAGCGCAAAUGAUAACACGAUCACAAACCAUCGAUCAAGCCUUUUUGCAGUUCUUUGGCGAUGAAUUUCUUCGACUGCUGCUGAUCCGUUUUGUGUUUUGUUCAGCUACAUUGAGACUGCACAAAGUCUUUCGGGAUUCUCAGAGCUUCCCUGAGUCAUACCCCGAGCUCCCGAAACAGGACACAGUGGAGAGCAGUGUUCUUCAGAAGCAUAUUUUGAAGAUGGCAGCCAUACUGGAUGUACAGAACCUCUUUUGGGAUCAUUCAGUGGAAGCCUACUAAAAGUCUUUACCCAGGACCAAAAAAAAAGAAACACAUCUUCAUACAUACUCAGAUGCCGCAGCCUUUUGUAGCAUUGUAUUUGUUUAUUUAUAAGCUGACAAGUAAGUAAUACCUGUCAUGUUUUUUUUGCCAUAUUUCCUCCUAAAAGUAAUGAAGGCACACGACCAGUUCAACAAAAACUGGUCAACAUUACUUACAAACUAUUCCAGAGUUAAUGUUGAAUUACUUAUAUGACUUCAUUGCAUGUUUUUUUUUUACAAAAGCAUCCAUAGCAUAACUGCCUACUUUUUACUAGAUAAGUAGUUUUGGUGUUUUGUUUAAGCUUAAAAAAAAAAGUAUUGUAUAUAGUUAAAAUUGCACAAAUAAUGCAUAUAUAAAAUACUCUCACCAUGCCCUUGAUCACCAAUUAAUAAAGGAGCCAUAUGUAGUAAUGUGGCAGUGCAAUCACUGUCAAAAUUCUAUAGUCCCCUCACUCUCCAUGACUGAGGUUGCCAGAUACGAAUCCGAAUCCUACUUCAAGGAGCUUCAAAUGGCAAACGACUAGUCCUACGCUGUAGGUUUCUCUUGUUUAUGCUUCUUGCAUGAUGGUUUACUCUGUAAUUAUGCCACAUUUAUCUGAUGUCGAUUAGCCAAAUGUAUUUGUAAAGGAACGCAGCAAUAUUUUAGUCGGGAGUCGGGAUUGAUAGUUGGUAUUAUCCUGCUAAGAUGUCUAGUUUGACUGCACGGACCACCAUCAAAAUAAUUAUAUAUAAUAAUAUAUCAUAUAUCGCAUAGGACUACUUUGAUGGCAAGUCAAGGCCAACUGAAAAAUUACAUACGAAAUGUCCUUUUCCAUUUAUUACAAGUAAUACGAAAACGUAAAUGCCUUCGAUAUCAAGGAGGAAAUUAGCCAGUUUGGCAUUAGAUGAAAAAAUCUUCUCCGCCUUCAAUCAUCUCCAUCUUUCAAAGGCAUCCGCGAUAGAAAUCCUUGUUUUGUUCCUGGCUUUGUCAUGAAUAAGUUGAGAAUCGUAACGAGGCCUUUUAGAUUUACUAAGGUCUGACAUGUUUAGUAACUUUACCAGUGGCAGUAACUUGAAGAAGAGGAUGGUGCAUAACUGGCAACCUGGACACGACACACUCACAAGUUUCUAAUUGGUCAAACAGUGGAGGGCGGGCCAUCGAAAUGAAAAUAUGAUUUCGGGGCUGUAAUUGUAAUUUUUAAAUGAGCAUAACUGAACUGUUAUUAGUUAUACCGUUAUCAGUUAUAGAGGUAUUCAAAAACAACAUGAUUUUUUUAUGCCUUUUGACAUAUCAGGGCCAUUUAAUGAUGACUUGACAUGACAUUUCUACAUAUGGCCCCUUUAACUAGAAACCCAUAAGACUCAUAAAUGUCAAUCAAAAUAAAAAGAGGGAAAAUAUCUGAGUUCUGGCGGAUUUGGAUAUUAAUACAAAUAAUGCAUUAACACGUAAAUUGGUCAAAAUGCACUAAACUAUGGCAACUGGUUAGAAUAUAGAGUAGUUAAUCAAUGUAGAUUAUGACACAUUUUAAAUGUUUAUACUAUUUAUUACUGUGUACACGAUGUAUAUAAAUGUCUAUCUGAUGUGAUCGUUAGAAAUAGGCUCCUAUUUUCAAGUGACGUUGCAUUUCCACUUCAACUUUGUAUCACUUUUUUGUUUUGUUUUCAGAAAUAUCCUCUUUGCCAACAAUCGGUCAUCUGCUUUGGGAGGCGGAUCUGAAAUCUUUGUAUUUGUAUGUAUAAUGUAUUGGAUGAUGUCGACGAUAUUUUUCUACCACGUGCAAACUAAUGUAUUGACUUGAAUAUGAGAUAACCCUUUCCUUUACAAGACUUGGAAAAGUAAUUAGUUUUAGUGCUGUCGAAUAGUAAUGUAAAAAAAAAAUGGUCUUAAUUACCCCGUGAGCCUGAAAUGCAUGGAAAGAUGCUUAAGUACACUAUUGUGAUUAUUCACAAUUAAUUACAUUUAAUAAUUUAUUUUAUUCGUACUUAUAUUAUUUUGACACAAAUGUAGUUUGUCAAAAAUGUCAUACAGGAACAUUUUAAAUAUACAUGGUGUGAUUAUUCUGCAUUUAUGCAUAAAUGCGAUCAUAUUUUGUGAUUAAUCGCAAACUUUGACAGUCUUGCUUUAUAUUAAAGUCGUUCCGUUAAAAUCACUUAUCAUAUUUUAUGAAUCACAUUGCUUCGCUGCUCAACAGUUACUAUGUCAUUGAUCAACGUUAUUGGGAAAAAAAUGGCGUCAAAAGUCCAACACGCCAUGUUUGGUUCGGUUAUAAUUAACAUUCUGGUGCCGCUCUUGUCAAGUUUGAACGCAGUCUAACUAAAUCGCGAUGCACACCUAACAAACUUGCCAGCAAAAUAAAACAUGCAGAAAUUAGGGAUGGGUACUUUUCAGGUUUGAACCGAUACGGUUCUAAUUCCCGGUACCUUGGAAAUUAGUACUGGUGUAAAUCCGCCGUAUAUUGUGUUAGAAAUAAGGGUUUUUGGUAACAUUUUAAUAGGGGGAACACAUUCACCAUUAAUUAGUUGCUUAUUAAAGUAACAAAAACUUAAUUUAGAAUAAUUUCAAUCAAUCAAUAUUUAUUUAUAUAGCUCUAAAUCACAAGUGUCUCAAAGGGCUGCACAACCCACAACAACAUCCGCGGUACAGAGCCCACAAAAGGGCAAGGAAAAACUCUCCCCAGUGGGACGUCGAUGUUAAUGACUAUGAGAAACCCUGGAGAGGACCGCGUAAGUGGGCAGCCCCCCCCCGAAAGCAAUGGACGUCGAGUGGGUCCAACAUAAUAUUGUAAAAGUCCAGUCCAUAGUGGAUCUAACAUAAUAGUGCAAGUCCAGUCCAUAGUGGAUCUAACAUAAUAAUGUGAGUCCUGUCCAUAGUGGCUCUAACUUAAUAAUGUGAGUCCAGUCCAUAGUGGAUCUAACAUAAUAGUGAGAGUCCAGUCCAUAGUGGGGCCAGCAGGAAACCAUCCCAAGCGAAGAGAUGUCCCCAACCCAUACACAGGCGAGCGGUCCAUCCCGGGUCCCGAUUCUGGACAGCUAGCACUUUAUCCAUGGCCACCGGACCUGUGUGCCCCCCCCCCCCCCCCCCAUGCAGAAUAAGGCAUUAAUAAGUACUUAAUAAUGACUAAUUAAGAGCCAAUAUUUUACUGUGGAAGCUUUAGGUCCUCUUGACCACCAAGCAUCUCCAGGCGAGCCCGUUUCAUGGUUUAAAUACAGUUUUAUUUUUCAAUAAUGUUCUCUGAUUGCUUUUCAUCAUUAGUCUGUUAGUCUCUGGCUCUUGCUCCAGCUCCAACAACCUCUCCCCUCCUGGUUUCCUGUCUAUACAGAGUGACAGAUGAUUAGAUAACAAGGCAUAGGUGGGCCAUCUACGCACUUGUCGCUGACUUCGAGGCCGAUCCUGGCACACCCUGAUUCGCUGCAGGCCCGCAGGCCACGCCCCUUCCACAGUUACUAAUUUGCAUGUUACUAAGCAGCUAAUUAAUGGUGAAUAUGUGUUCCCCAUACUAAAGUGUUACCGUGUUUUUUAAUUUAACAAUUAGCUGAUAAUGACAACUGUGCUGUCCAGUUGUUACAUCUUGUUUUCUUGGACUCUUAAGUCUCAUUUGCAAGUAACUAUGUAGUAGACUUUGCAUGCAGUUACAACUCCAAGAUGUUAGAUGGCAGCAGUGUAUCGGUUAGUUAGGAUGUAUUCUUUGCCAUUAAGUGUCUAUGAAUGUUCUCAUUCAUCCAGGUCAGUGGUUCUUAACAAGGGUUCGAUCGAACCCUAGGGGUUCGGCGUAGAUCAAAACACACCCGACUCUUCAUGUAAAUACAAACUUCUCCCUGUUGGCGUAUUACGGAUACGGCAACAGCUAAAUGAUUAUCAGGUGUGUAAUUUGUUGUGAGUUUAUGCACUGUCUUAGUUUUGUUGUUUGAACAAGGUGAUGUUCAUGCACGGUUCAUUUUGUGCACCAGUAAAAAACAUGGUAACACUUAAUUAUGGGGAACAUAUUCACCAUUAAUUAGUUGCUUAUUAACAUGCAAAUUAGUAACAUAUUGGCUCUCAACUAGUCAUUAUUAAGUAGUAAUAAUGCCUUAUUCGGCAUGGCCUUAUCAUAACCCUAACCCUGACCCUAACCCUAACCAAAUAACUCUAAAUUUAGUCUUUAUUACUUAGAAUAUGUUCCCCUAGUGUCCAAAUAACUCUAAAUUAAGUCGUUGUUACUUAGAAUAUGUUCCCCAUACUAAAGUGUCUUAAAUUUGGUAAAAACAAAAAAACAUUUUAUUUUUCACUAAAGAAAGGUUCAGUGAAUGCACAUAUAAAACUGGUGGGGUUCGGUGCCUCCAACAAGGUUAAGAACCACUGAUACAGGUCAUUGUCAUCUCAGGGCAUUCAAUCGAUCACAACUGGACGGUUUUGGCUCGUCUUAGAAGUUCAUCAGUUCAUGCUCGUAGACUUAGAUUGGUCAGAUCGAGUCUAGCGGCUGGUGCCAGAAAUGUGCCAGUUGUGUCUUUUGUUGAGUCCUACAAAGUGUGUAUACUAUAAGUAUUGCACACCAACUGUUUGAUUGUGACAUGCAUCUUCAUGGACGUUUUGAUUAUCAAUGCUAAUCGGUAGCAUGUCGUAUAGCAUUUUCAAUGUUAAGUAGCAUUGAGCUAGAACAGGGGUAGGGAACCUCUGACUCUAGAGCCAGAUGUGGCUCUUUUGAUGACUGCAUCUGGCUCUCAGAUAAAUAUUAGCUGACAUUGCUUAACACGAUAAGGAAUGAAUAUUUCCGCUGGUAAUCACAGUGUUAAAAAUAACGCUCAAAUUAUAAAACCUUCUCAUGCAUUUUAAUCCAACCAUCCAUUUUCUAUCGCACCUGUUCAAGAAGUGCAUCAAUGGUAAGAAGUAUUAUAUUUAUUAUUGGUUAGCUUUAGAAUAACAAUGUUAUUAAAAAGAAUAAGAGACUUAUUAUAUUCUAAAAAUGUUGGUCUUACUUAAAAAUGCACGCAUUUAGUUGUAUUCAUCCAUCCAUCCAUUUUCUACUGCUUAUUUCCUUUGGGGUCGCGGGGGGUGCUGGUGCCUAUCUCAGCUAAAAUCGAGCGGAAGGCGGCAUACACCCUGGACAAGUCGCCACCUAUAUGGCUCUCACGGAAAUACAUUUUGAAAUAUCUGGCUUUAAGGGCUCUCUCAGCCAAAAAGGUUCCCGACCCCUGAGCUAGAACAUUUUCAAAAGUCAGUUCAUUUUCGAACAUACAUACGACACAAUGUAACUUAUCACAUAUUUCUAGUUGUUUCCUUACGGCACGUCCGAAAAGGAGUUGGAAGAAGCAGAGUUUAUUUAAUCCUACACCUUUUAUACCAUAGCAAUUUUUACCCAAUUUCCUUGUUCUCUCUAACAGAACAGUGAACAAUUAAAUAAUAUACCAUAUUAAGUAAACACAUUUUAAAUACAUAAAUAAUCUUUAUCUCAAAAAAAGUUGUACUUUGAACAGUCUCUUAAACUGAAUCAUAUUGGUGCCAUGUUGUUUUUCUUUGGUUAAUCCAUUCCAUAAUUUAGUUCCACAUACAAAUAUGCCAAAGGUUUUAAGUGUUGUACGUGCAUACAAAUGUUUUAAAUUAGAUUUUCCUCUAAGGUUAUACGUAUUUUCUCCUCUUUUGUUAAGAAAAGUUGUUGUACAUUCUUGGGUAGCAGGUUAUAGUUUGCUAUGUACAUAAUUUUAGUUAUGUCAAGUCUUACUUUUGAGUGCUUUCUCUCAGGCAACAUUGCCUAGAGUUUGUCAGCUCUUGUUGCUUAUUUCCCCGCCAAAACGCUUGAGUCUGCAAGCGGACGUGACGUUAUGUGCAACAAAUAUGGAUUUUUUUUAUUUUAUGUCAAUCGAUACCAGGUAGUACCGAUGGAAUAGAGUCAGUACCUGUAAAGUACCCAAUUCAGUAGUACCCAUCCCUAGCAGAUAUCAGCAUUGCCUGUUACUGCUCUGUCUCGUCUUUUAACAUCGCUCGCAUCAAAGUCUCACAAUGCACGGAUGUUAUUUUUGAGGCAGGAGUUGAAGAUGAAGUGUAUCAACGAGUUGUUUUGUCAAAAGUUGGUCAACUUGAUUUGUCGCUGUGAAGGUAGCACUGUGUUGUCGUUCGCAUUGUACAUCUUUAACCUGAAUAUGGAAGGCCGAUUGGGGAAUGAAUAUCUUCAACGAUCGCCACAACGUAAUCCUUUCAAAUCACAUAAAUACUGCACUGUAUGUGAGACUUAAUUGACACUUACCGUAUUUUUUGGAGUAUAAGACGCACCUGCCGAAAAUGCAUAAUAAUGAAGGAAAAAACAUAUAUAAGUCGCACUGGAGUAUAAGUCGGAUUUUUGUGGGAAAUGUAUUUGAUAAAAACCCAACACCAAGAAUAGACAUUUGAAAGGCAAUUUAAAAUAAAUAAAGACUGUUGAACAACAGGCUGAAUAAGUGUACGUUAUAUGACGCAUAAAUAUCGUAUUUCCUUGAAUUGCCGCAGGGCAUAUAGUAUGCACCUGACUUGAAUUACUGCCGGGUCAAACUCGAUUCGCAAAAUAAUUAGCCCAUGCUUAGUGUUACCGCCGGGUCAAACUCGUGACGUCACGAGUGACACUUCCCCUGUCAUCAUUUUCAAAAUGGAGGAGGCUGAUUUCAAUACUGGUAAUUUGAAAUCAGAUAAAGGGAAGAAGAUUAAGAGCUAUUCAGUAGGAUUUAAGGUCCAAGCUUACAUCACACUCAAAUGUUUACUGCAUGCCUUUGGUAAGUGCCGUAGUGAGAAGAGGUUUUAAAAUAAUUAGCGCAUGUUUACUUUUACCGCAUGCCUUUGGAAAGCGCAGGAGUGAGAAGAGGUUUUAAAUUAAUUAGCGCCCCAGCGGCAAUUCAAGGAAAUAUGGUUUACAAUUGAGAAGGUGCCUGGUAUGUUAACGUAAAAUAUUAUGGUAAGAGUCAUUCAAAUAACUAUAACAUAUAGAACAUGCUAUUCGUUUACCAAACAAUCCGUCACUCCUAAUCGAUAAAUCCCAUGAAAUCUUGUACGUCUAGUCUCUUACGUGAAUGAGCUAAAUAAUAUUAUUUGAUAUUUGACGGUAAUGUGUUAAUAAUUUCACACAUAAGUCGCUCCUGAGUAUAAGUCGCAACCCUGGCCAAACUAUGAAAAAAAACUGCGACUUAUAGUCCAAAAAAUACGGUACUUUAGAGCAGGGGUCGGCAACCCAAAAUGUUGAAAGUGGCAUAUUGGACCAAAAAUACAAAAAAAAAAAUUUGUCUGGAGCUGCAAAAAAAAAUGUAAAGCCUUAUACAAAUUUUAUAAUGAAGGCAACACAUGGUGUAAGUGUCUAUAUUGGCUAUAUUAGCCUACUAUCAAAAUGACUGUGUCGCAGGUUGAUGCAAAUCUUCGUUGACAGAAAUAUUGAAAUGUAAUAUUUAUUCUACACAUUUUUACAACAUUGGAAAACACUUCAAAAACUACAAAUAAAAUGACCUCAAAUAUACGUAAAACAUACUUGCCAACCUUGAGACCUCUGAAUUAGGGAGAUUGGUGGGGGGUUUGGUGUAAGUAUAUUGUAGCGUCCCGGGAGAGUUAGUGCUGCAAGGGCUUCUGGGUAUUUGUUUUGUUGUUUUACGGUGCGAUUUGUUCUCCCCCCAAAUUUUUGUCAUUCUUGUUUGUUGUGGGUUCACAGUGUGGCGCAUAUUUGUAAGUGUUAAAGUUAUUUAUACGGCCACCCUCAGCGUGUUAUAGCCACAUAAAUCAUGUAACUGGGCCGACACGCUGAUUUUAUGGAGGAAAACCGGACGUGACGACAGGUUGUAGAGGACGUUAAAGGCAAUGCCUUAUAGGCACGCCCCGAAUUAUGUUGUCCGGGUGAAAAUCGGGAGGAAUUUGGGAGAUAGGUUGCCCCGGGAGAUUUUCGGGAGGGGCACUGAAAUUCGGGAGUCUCCCGAAAAAAUCAUGAGGGUUGGCAAAUUUAACCUAAAAUACGAGGCGCAAUGAUGUAUUAUGUACAUACAGCUAGCAUCGAUUAGCUCACAGUCAUGCAGUGACCAAAUAUGCCUGAUUAGCACUCCACACAAGUCAAUAACGUCAACAAAGCUCAUCUCGGUGGAUUCACGCACAGCAUAAAACGUUUGAUGGACAAAUAGGGACAAAGGAAGAGUGGCAUGAAAAAUGUAUUUCUGUGGCAGCAUCAAGGAACGUUGUACUUGUAAACAAACUACGGUGCGUUCAAGGACUUCCGAAAUUAGGACAAAACAUCGCGUGCCAAAUACUCUCAUUAGUGAAGCAUGUUUAAUAUAAACAGUGGGGUUUCUAAAAAUUAGGAAGGUUUGUGUUAUGUCUGUCCUCCUACAAAAACCAUAUUAAAACAAAAUUUAUUUUUUUCCAUUUUCAUACAUUUUUGAAAAAGCUCCAGGGAGCCACUAGGGCGGCGCUAAAAAGACGUUUGUGGCUCGAAAGCCGCGCGUUGCCGACCCCCGCUUUAAACCAACAAUAUGCUUUAAAAACAAUAAUAAUAAAUAAAACCGCAAUAUUUGAAGCAUGAUGUGGCGAAUAUAUAUACAACUACUCGAAGAAUAUAAGAUGACCACUCUUUUUCCAGAUUUUCUAUGUAAAAAAAAAAAUGCUUACAUUCUUGUCUUAUAUUCAGGUCAAUAUCGUAAUACAGUUUAAUUUUCAUGUUGUUUACAUUUGUUUUGCCCAACCUAUCCUUAACUCAAAGAAGAAUACGAUGCAUUUAAAUGACUCGUCCCUAUCUGAGGCUCUGUGAAAAACUUCCUAACAGCUUCAAAUCCAAGUUUAUUUUAUUUUUUGGGAAGAAAAACCUGUUGGGCAGGUCCCUCCAAGAGUAUAUGCUCAGUAAGCGCCUUUUUUUGUUUUCUUCUCCACAUUAUAUGUUCUGUGAUUCUGAGAUCACCGCAGUUGCAAUUUGAGGAAUCGAAGCACAAUGAAAAUGAAACAAGUGUGUAAAGUUUAACACUUUUUUUGUACAUUUAGAACAUGUGAAUAUAUAUGUUGUGUUUUGUGCUGUUAAUACCAUGAGCAUGAACAUUGGACUUAUUGUGUAAGAAAAGACUCGAGAUUGAACCAAUUGUGGUCAAAGGAAUGAUGUUUUUUUUA